AUGGUGUCAUACCACAAAAAGAGCAUUUUGACACUUUUUGCCUUGUACUCUUUAUUCAUCAUAGAGUGCUUCAGUAGUGAAGAAAUUCCAGAAGAAUGGAUGCUCUUACAUGUUGUUCAGGGACAAGUAGGGGCAGGAAAUUACAGCUAUCUGAGACUUAACCAUGAAGGGAUGAUUAUACUCGAGAUGCAGAGCUUGAGAGGUGAUGCAGAUAUGUAUGUCUCUGAUGCUACCCUCAACCCCAGUUUUGAUGAGUAUGAUCUACAGUCCAUGACGUGUGGCCUGGAUAUUAUAGUUGUGCCAGACCAAUUCAAGCGCCCUGUGGGGAUUGGAAUCUAUGGCCAUCCUUCUUAUAUAGAGAGUGAAUUUGAAAUUAAAGUAUACUAUGAUCAAACAAUACGAGAAGACCCUUUUGCUGAAGCAUCCUAUGAUCCAGAACAGAUGGAGGAAAGUCACAGAAAGCAGCGGCAACCUCAAUUUGAAGCAACUCGUGAAGAAGAAUCUGUGCUACAGACUAUUCUCAUUGGGAUUCUCAAGAUUGUCCUAGAGAUUCUCUUUUAA
Staurois parvus is the source of this 561-nucleotide messenger RNA. Lineage: Eukaryota; Metazoa; Chordata; Amphibia; Anura; Ranidae. The record is from the annotation of a GenBank genome assembly.